Molecule: messenger RNA, 570 nt
Organism: Malus domestica (apple)
Lineage: Eukaryota; Viridiplantae; Streptophyta; Magnoliopsida; Rosales; Rosaceae
Product: wall-associated receptor kinase 1-like
Biological process (GO): protein phosphorylation; cell surface receptor signaling pathway
Cellular component (GO): plasma membrane
Molecular function (GO): protein serine/threonine kinase activity; ATP binding
Source: RefSeq, a predicted model, not a curated record
AUGAGUUACACUGCUAAAAUUGCAGACUUUGGAACGUCAGUAUAUGUUCCCGAAGACCGAGAUCACCUAUCAACUGUAGUGAAAGGGACAUUUGGAUACUUAGAUCCUGAGUAUUAUAGUAGACAAGAGAUAACAGAAAAGAGUGAUGUCUACAGCUUUGGAGUUGUCUUGGUAAAGCUACUGACGAGUCAAAAGGCAAUAGAUGCCAAUAGGCCUCGGGAAAAUAUAAAUUUAGCAUCUGGUUUAUUCGUGCAUUUGGAUCAAAUUGUCGAUGGUGAAAUAAUCAACGAGGGAAAUUUUGGGACGGUUCAAAAGGUGAGCAAUCUCGCAGAAAUAUGUUUAAGGGAUCGUGGGGACGGAAGGCCCUUAAUGAAGGAAGUAGUCAUGGAGCUUGAGGGAGUAAUGUCAACUAUUGCAAAGCAUCCUGCAGGAGGAGAAAAGGUUAAUUUCUUUCGAUCGCCCAAAGCGACUAAUUACUUGCCGGGGUUACCUUCAAAUGCUUACGUUGUGGAUGUUGGUGGUGAUGAUGCUAGUUCGAGUUCUAUUAAGCCUUAUGACGAUAGGCGAUGA